Messenger RNA from Brassica napus (rape), 2547 nucleotides. RefSeq names its product meiosis-specific protein ASY2-like. Bases 1 to 2547 code for a protein of 848 amino acids. The record is from RefSeq and is a predicted model, not a curated record. Lineage: Eukaryota; Viridiplantae; Streptophyta; Magnoliopsida; Brassicales; Brassicaceae. The transcript is spliced from 7 exons.
AUGUCGUCAGUUCAGAGACUAUCGAGGCAGCAGAAGGGGAAUUCAGUUGCGGCGACGUCGGCUCCGGCUAGGAAUCCUGAAGGCGGUUGCACCGGGGACCUCGAAUCGGCUCAUCAUACGGCGAUGAUGGAUGCAGUCAAUUUGUCUCGCUCCCAGAGGCUUUUAGUCGCAGAUGCGACGAGGCUUGCGAGAGAAGGAAGUGAGAAUGUCGCUGUGAGGGACGCGACGGAGUUGGAAGACGUUCCUUCGGAAGACGACGAUUCUGAAGCCGAGUUGUUUCCAACGACCUUCUAUCCCAAAGGGAUUUUCGAGGAGCUUCCACGACUACACCCUGACUUAUUGCGUCCUGCUUUCGUGGCUGGUCAAGAUUGGGACGGUGUGGACGAGACUAAGUCGACCCCAAGGAGCGUGAAGAGGGUUUUUCGGGCCACGAACGCUACAGGCGUGACCUUCCUCAUCCCUACGAAAGAGCAAAGGCCUUGGUCUCCUCCGAUCGAGUACCAAACGGUAUACGAGUCCUAUUUCCAGGAUGACACUCGCUGUUGGUUCCCCGUCCCGCGACUGAUCACCGUGUACGCUAGGCGGCGAGAUCUCGCGAUUAGUCAGUUAUUGAACGGCUCGCUACGACUGGCCGUGACUUUAUCAGUUCUAGCAGAGCAGAUUGACAUGCCGAUGAGCGUCAGGUCGUUCGAGGAGAUGACCUCGAUAACCGACAUGAAGGACGGAACCUAUUCGGUGAAGAUGCGACCAAAUUGCAAUGUGUGCGCCGGUCAUCCAAACAAAACGCAGAAUUGGCAGCGUUCUUAUUUUUUACUCAAGUCCGAUGACUCAGCUUUCGAGGAGCCUCCUCGAGAGGACUAUCGGGUUCUAUGGAACCUUGGCUAUCCUACGUCUCCAGUCUAUCCCGAGGAUUUCCUGAAGAGCGUUCGAGCCGUCGCUUUGCUUCGAAUCUACCGUUGGUCCGAAAUUACCGUCGAGAGGAUUCGCGAGCUUAAGGACCAGAUCGCUCGAAGAGAGUGGAGAUCUGAUCUUCCGACCGUUCAUCCUAUUCGCACCAAGCGACUAGACAUCUUCCCGAAGGACAUCCAGAAGCAAAAGAAGAAGAAGAAGAAGAAGAGGACAAAGAAGCCCGUUGACGAGCAGUCGGAGAAUCCUGAAGAACCGACUGAGAUUGAGGAGGGUGAUGUUCAAGAAGAAGAACUUCAACCCGAAGAGGAGGCUUCUGAGGCUGAAAUCUCGGGAGAACGAAACGAUGCGGAGGAAGUUGGUGGAGGGGAGGAAUCUGAAACUCCUCUUAAUGCCGCCCGUCCGGACGGUUCUGAAGAAGACAGCGGAGAGUCGCCGCUUUUGAUCAGGAGGCAUAACGACGAUGUUGGCGAUGAGGCGCAAUCUCCUAUUCUGGCGUUUUCUCGCGAGGGAACUCUGGUUCCCAUUGGAGAAGGGGUCGCUCAGAUCGGCACUUCUUCUCGCGGCUCCGCUAUCUUGAGGAGGGUGCCCGGAGUCAACUUUCCGGACAAGGUUUCGUUUCACUACGAGGGACCGGCCCCUCUAGUGUACAUUCCCGAGAAGUGCGGAGAGUUCCUUCGCCAACUAAGGGGGAGGGCGAAACCUCUGCCCGCUGUGAAGGACCUCAUCUUCGGGAGUGAAUACGAGGAAGCUGCGAGGGCCAAGCUGCUAGGGGAUAGCGCGACAAACGUCGUGAUUGAUAAGUACAACACUGCCCUGAAGGGAGAUUUGAGCGAACUCGAGCUGGCUAAGAAGGAGCACGCGGAGAGAGAGGAAGCUUCUGCUCGCCAGCUGAAUGCAUCGAGGGCUGACAUCGAGAGGCUUAACGGGAUGGUUGCUCGCAUUAUUGCUCGAAGAGACGAGCUCAAAGCCGAGUUGAAGGCAUCCCGAGGAGUCGUCCGUGAGCUCGAGUGGAAGAACGCCGGACUUGAGAGCGAGAAGGUUUCGCUCGCUGCGUCUCAUGAAAGAGAGAUGAGGCGCCUUAGAGAUUCCAGAAUCCUGGAAGUGACGAGGGAAAGAGGAAGAGUUGAGGCCGAGAUGGCCGCGAAAGCUAAUCGUCGCUUCGCUAGGAUUCGCUCCCGAGAAGAGCGACGAGGUCCCUAUGAGGAGGCCCGGUUGCUUUAUAGCCAAGCCUUCGGAACCAGGAAAUGCCUUGAGAUAUUCGCCGAGCAAGAAAAGAAAUACGAGCAGGAAGUCGAGAAGCUUAGGGUGGGUGAGAUACCCGAGGAAGAUCUCACACUUUCUCCUCUCGUAUUGGACUCUCAGUUUGUGGAUGCUCGAAUCUUGGCGAGUCUCGAUCCGUAUGGGUCCAACGCCGGCUUGAUCGAUCCGGAGACUGCAGCGAGUCUUCAUGUUCCGCCUACUCAUCCGACUGAAGCGCGGCGCGAAGACCCGACGCCUCUUCUUGAAGGCCCUUUGGCUGAUCCAGAGAUCAUCCCGAGAUCAGACGAAGCGCGUGUUUCUCCGGCUGCUCGUGAGUCGAGCAUCAGGGGUUCGGAGCUCUCCGUCCUCAACGAUCGUGAAAGCGACCGGGAGGACUAG